This is a messenger RNA of Zingiber officinale, 1954 nucleotides long. RefSeq names its product 3-isopropylmalate dehydratase large subunit, chloroplastic-like. NCBI's taxonomy places the organism in Eukaryota, Viridiplantae, Streptophyta, Magnoliopsida, Zingiberales, Zingiberaceae. The transcript is spliced from 15 exons. Gene Ontology annotation, molecular function: 3-isopropylmalate dehydratase activity; 4 iron, 4 sulfur cluster binding. The record is from RefSeq and is a predicted model, not a curated record. The coding region runs from base 203 to 1726 and encodes 507 amino acids. Gene Ontology annotation, biological process: amino acid biosynthetic process.
CCUUCUCCUUUCACUUUCGUUGUUUCAUCUCAUCGCUCUAUCGAAUCGAUCCAAUCCGCCGCCGAAAUCGUCCAGGUCAAGUGUUUUUUCUUUGCGCUUCAUCGAGUAGUGUUUUAUUCGUCAAUUGCAUUUUUUCCGAUUGAUUCUGUGUUAUUAUUUCUCGGUAGUUCGUCGUUGGAAGCAGAAAUUUUGAUUUUUGGAGAUGGCGUCGCCGGUUAUGGCUUCCAACCCUGCGAUUUUUGGAGCAAAGAAGGAAUUUGGCUUUGCGCCGUGCUCUUCGCCUUCGAUUAUGAGGCAUCGUCUCCCAAGGCGCGCGUUGAACAAAGUCCUUGCAGUUGUGGCGCCGGCCCGAUCUCCCGGAGCUCCCUCGGCCAGCGGUUCAGUUAAGCAUGCAAUGACGAUGACGGAGAAGAUCCUUGCACGAGUAUCAGAGAAGUCGCAUUUGGAACCUGGAGAGAAUGUUUGGGUGAAUGUUGAUGUCUUGAUGACUCAUGAUGUCGGUGGCCCCGGGACAAUUGGGAUCUUUAAGAAAGAAUUUGGUCAGAAUGCACGGGUUUGGGAUCAUGAAAAGAUUGUUAUAAUACCAGAUCACUACAUAUUUACUAGUGACGAGCGUGCAAACAGAAAUGUGGAUAUCUUGAGGGACUUUUGUUUGGAGCAGAAUAUUAAAUAUUUUUAUGAUAUCAAAGGUCUCAGUAACUUUAAGGCUAAUCCAGAUUAUAAGGGUGUGUGUCAUAUUGCACUUGCACAAGAGGGUCAUUGCAGGCCCGGAGAGGUUUUACUCGGCACAGACUCCCACACAUGUAAUGCUGGUGCUUUUGGGCAAUUCGCUACUGGAAUUGGUAAUACUGAUGCAGGUUUUGUGAUGGGAACUGGAAAACUUCUAUUGAAGGUUCCUCCUACUUUGAGGUUUGUACUGGAUGGAGAAAUGCCAAACUACUUACUUGCCAAGGAUUUGAUUCUACAAAUAAUUGGUGAAAUAACUGUUGCUGGUGCAACAUAUAAAUCAAUGGAAUUUGUUGGUUCUACUAUCCAAGGACUAAAUAUGGAAGAGAGAAUGACAUUGUGCAAUAUGGCUGUUGAAGCUGGUGGUAAGAACGGGGUUGUCCCUGCUGAUGAAGUUACAUUCAAGUAUCUCGAGGAUAAAACUUCCGAGAACUAUGAACCAGUGUACAGUGAUGACAAUGCCAGAUUUAUUGGAGAAUAUAGAAUUGAUGUCUCCAAGGUGGAACCGUUGGUUGCAAAGCCACAUUCUCCUGACAAUCGUGCUUUAGCAAGAGAAUGCAAGGAUGUGAAAAUUGAUAGAGUCUACAUAGGCUCUUGCACAGGGGGAAAGACAGAGGACUUCUUAGCUGCAGCUAAAGUGUUCCUAGCUUCAGGGAAAAAGGUUAAAGUUCCAACGUUCCUUGUUCCUGCCACACAAAAGGUAUGGAUGGACAUUUAUAGCCUCCCUGUACCUGGAUCUGGGGGGAAGACUUGUUCUCAGAUAUUUGAGGAGGCUGGUUGUGAUACUCCAACUAGUCCCAGUUGUGGAGCUUGCUUGGGUGGUCCUCGAGAUACAUAUGCACGGAUGAAUGAGCCACAGAUUUGCGUAUCCACCACAAACAGAAAUUUCCCCGGCAGGAUGGGCCAUAAGGAAGGGCAGAUAUACCUAGCUUCGCCGUAUACUGCUGCAUCUUCAGCUUUGACUGGAUACGUUGCUGAUCCUAGAGAUUUUCUCAUGUAGAAGGGGAAAAAUAUCAGUGUCUGUCAAAUGUCUUCACAGAGAAUUAGUUUCAGAUUAUAUUUUGCUUUGACUCCUAUUUAACUUCUUGUUUAACAUUAGAGUUUCUGAGGUCUACUAGAAGAAUAAGCUUUUAUUAUUCUUAAUUGACUUUAGUUUUUGGUCUUGGCUUGUGAGAAGUCUUAUGUUUCAUGAGGAUUUCAAAGAAAUUUGUAGGUUUAUGUUGCUAAA